UUAUCAGACAAUAUCGUUCACAUCAGACACGCACACAUAUUUUAAUGCACGAAUAUAUUAGCUUUAGUAAAUAAAAACAAGGAAAUUGCAUAUAGUGGUGUUGUGACGCGCUAGGCCUCGAGGACGCAGAUGGACCCCAAACUUCAAAGGCUCAGCCAGAGACAUAGCAAUAAAACGCCUGGUCUGCUAUACUGUCUGGCAUUCCACUUUUAAUGGGUUUAUGGCCGUCCAGACACAAUUAGACCGUUUCCAGAACUCGGCACCCAUUUGUUUUUUCUCUUUUCUGUGGGACUGCAGCUUGGACAAAAGGCCUAGCGGAAAUGAUCAGCUUUAUUGGCCUCUCCCCCGAAUGUUGCUCGCCGGACUCAUGGUCAUCUCGAGCGACCCUUUGUUUGUACCUGGCCUGGGAAAGUUCUCUCUCAGUUUCUCUGAUGGUAGCUAGUGUUCUGUUCACGCGCUGAAAAAACAAAAAGGGCAAUAAAACAACAGCAUUAUAUGAGUCAAGACCUAAUCUCAGUAUAGAUGAGACCAACAUGAACAUUUUAGAUAUACUACUCUCGAUUGUCAUCAUCGGACCAACAUCUAUAUUCCAUGUGGAAAUAGAACUGCAGGCAAUGAGAGCCACAUACAUUAAUCGCAUUCCUAUUAUGUGAUUUAUUUAUGGAUUUGGCCCCUAAUGGGGAAUGGGUGUGAUUGCAGUUCUCAGGGCACUGCACCUUUUCCACCGUGCAACUACGUGUAGUGACCAGAGGAUGGCGCUGAUGUUCUAUAACAAGGCUCAAAAUGGCCUCGUUUAAACACUUACCCUUUCUGAUUAUUUUCGGAUGAACAUAUUUUGACAUGUUUUGGCCUAUUGGUGGAUUUUCGUUUUAUCACAUUGUAAUUCUAAUUGAUGCUUGCUAUUAUAGUCUUUAUAAUGAUGUUAGCUCUUGUAGACGUUGACACAUCCGCGGCAGUAUUUAAUAAUUAAUAAUAAUAUACAUAAAACAUUUAAAAUAGUACGCCUUAGUCUAGUCAAAAAAAUGUUUGUACGUGUAGGAAUAUCUUUUACUUUACGCUACAGAAAAACCUGAAACGUAGUUGUUCCGCGUGUCAAAUGAAAGAAAUCAGACUUUUAGAAGGCCUAACUAUUAUAGUUCUAAUGUGUUUAUUUCCAUCUUUAGUUUAGGCCUAUAGGAAUAGUAAACAUAAGUAGUGCUUUCUCAACAAAUGGUUUGUACAUAUGAUGCAUAAAGUAAUUGGAAAAUAAUUUGCCCUUUUCAAAUAGGCUUAUCUUUCAUACUCUACAUUUGCAAUAGCCCUACAUAAAAUGUGAUACGUGUUCAAUUUGCUUCAGGCUAAUCAAUUUUGGAAUAUUAUGAUAUGGCGUACUAAAAUAUCAUAUGUUUAGAUGAGCCUGAAUGGGUUAGCGAUAUGCUCAGUAACUCCACAUAAAGAAUUUAGUUUUUUUUUUGUCCCUUCUGUGUUUUUUCCAGAUAACAUUGUGGAAUGCGGAAGAAUUUACAUAAACGUUACCAAAUUAGGCCACGGCCUAUUGCAUAUAAAUAUGUAUAGCUAUCCCUCGUUAAAUGUGUGUUUUACAUAAUUUGGGAGGAUUCUUUUGGGGAUUUCCUGACCUAUCCUAAGAGGGACAGAUAUCUUCAAUGGUCUUUUUCAAUUGUAUUUUUUUCAAUAUACAAUAAUACAAAAGUAGUAGACGUUUAAAUGUAGCUCUGCAAAUAACGUUGUUAGUUUUAAAUAUUCAAAUUGACUUAUUUAAUUUGCUUACCUAACUUUUAUGUUUUCAGUUAAUACUUUGUUUAAUCUACCACUCAAAAUAAUUCUCAAAUAUUUCACUUAGGCCUAUACUUACUUGCAACAAUGACUUUUAUAUUAUCUUAUUUGAGACGUAACAAUGGUAACUGAAAAUAUUUACAAUUGUAAAUGGUAUUAUAUUUCAAUCACCACAAUAUCAAAGAAACUAUUGUAAAAUGUUUAAACUUUGAAUUGAUCAGUCCUUUGUAGCCUAUAAUACAAUUAUCAUGUUUUGAUGUUUGUUGUCUCACAUAGUUCAGUUUUACCCAUAUGGAGAAAUAUAUUUAUAUGAAUUGAACAAAACCUUUUGAAUGAGUACACAAUGCAGUUUUAUACUCUUAGUUGUGUAUAAAUUACAGAUGUUAUGAGGUGGUGAGAACGAUUGUAUUAGGGAGGUAUUAUGGUGUAUUAUGGUCUAGUAUGGUGUAGUAUAGUGUGUUAUGAAAGGCUAAAUGCCACAGUAUACGUUUAGUUUUUAUUCUGAUGACAUUGUAUUUUGUGUCAUUUCAUAUGUAUCGGCUUCCCACAGUGUUUAUGAGAGGGUGUGUGUCCAAAGAGAAGAGAAGGUGUGUGUGUGUGUGUGUGUGUGUGUGUGUGUGUGUGUGUGUGUGUGUGUGUGUGUGUGUGUGUGUGUGUGUGUGUGUGUGUGUGUGUGUGUGUGAGUUAAUCUUGGGAAAUUCCAUGGUAACAGAGUGAUGCUGAAACUCAGAUUGUCCACUUUAAAAUGUCUAACAAAAAACAAUGAUUGCAAAGUUAAAUAAAUCAUACAGCUCUAUGCACAAUGGGUACUUUUAUAAAUGUCCACUGUUUUUUGUUUGACAUAUAUUUUUAAGUGAAAAUUCGGAGUCUCACCAUCACUCUGUUACAAUGGAAUGGCCCUCCUACUCUGCAGUCUGUGCAUUAUAAUGAAAUCUCUGGCCCCACCGGUGAUUGGCUACAUCGGUCACAGGGCUGGAUCACGUGGGUGAGUUCUUUGGUCCUGGGGAAAAUGGGGUUUGGUGUAAAUCCAGGGUGUAUUGCUGUCAUAUAUCACACUACCUCGUAAAAACGACACUGAAGAUUCUGGCCCAACAAAUCACAGAGAAAAAAAUAUGAGUUCUUAUUAUGUGGAUGGUCUUUUUAACAAAUAUACGGCGAGCGGUUCUUUCUUCCCAAACGCAGACCUAGGUUCGUGCACUCUUGUACCCGAUGGAGAAGGACCCGCAUCUGCUCACAACGCCGCAGCCCCUGCCUUCCCACCGUCCCUGUCCGGACUUUACAACGUGAACAAUGCAAUCUACCAGAACCACCCGAUGUUUAGCCCUGGUUAUGGCCAGGGGCCGGACAUUCGCAGUCUGCACUGCAGCUCCUUCGACCAGAGUCGUCUGUUCGGGGACAGCUGUGUCCAGCCGGGGCCCCUCACCUCGCCAGAGGACAAACACUACCGGAUGUACCCCUGGAUGAAAACAUCAGAUCCAAACCGAAAGCGUGGACGUCAGACCUACUCCCGGUACCAGACACUGGAGAUGGAGAAAGAAUUCCACUUCAACCGGUACCUGACCCGUCGGAGGCGCGUGGAGAUAGCACAAGUGCUCUGCCUGACCGAGCGCCAAAUCAAAAUCUGGUUCCAGAACCGGAGGAUGAAGUGGAAGAAAGAUCACAAGGACGAGUCCUCGAGCUCGACCCCCGGUGCCACCAGCGAGGACGUGAACGAGGAUGAUGACAGUGAUCCGGUAACCGACAGACAGUCCAAGGCCGAGGACGCCGAGGACGGAGAUUCCCAGUCCACCCGUGUGGCGUCAGAAACCCCUGCAAGAGGAGAUGGAGACAAGGAGGCGAUUAGAAACACUCCAUAAAUGUUCAUAUUGGUCACUAAGGAAAUGUUCUAGAUGCAGACAGUCACAGAAUCGAUACACUCUGUUCAUCAGAGGUUAGAAGCCUGAUUGAGGAAACGACUUGCAGGGCUGAAAUUGAGACGCACUAAUUUAAUAUAUACAAGCUAGUGAAAACACUGGCUAUAGCUAUAAAAAUGAAUAUAGCUAAAGGAAGAUGAAAGGGAACGGAUACUACCUAUUUACUCUACGCUAUUACUAUGAAAACUCAAUUUGAUAUUUGAAUGUAGAACAAGUCUACUGUAAAUGUUAUACACUAUUUAAUGUUAAUCGUUGGGAACUAUUCGAUAUUGUACUACUGAAAUAACAUUCCUGAACAGAGAACUACCUAAGGCGACAGUUGCGUUCAUGCAAAGAAUUUACCUCCAGUUUCAAUUGACUUCGAGGAACCUUUUUCGCACUCUUUUUGUCUCUAUUUCAAAGCGAAAUAAAUGCAAGUGUUGAAUCAACUGGUGAAUAUGGCUUUAACGUUUAACUGUAGCUUAUUAACGUUGUAUUGCGCUGCUGUCUGUUAUCAUGUCUAAUGUUGUGAGAGCUUGUCUUUUGGGGUUGAGAUUUGUAGAGAUUUGAAUAGAUAUUUGCAUGAUUUCCAAACAGCAAUCAGAAAAAUGAAUUGUCCAAUUUGUAUACCCUACCUCAGAUUUUACGUCAGAGACUAAACUUAUAGCAUACUACUGUCUCACUGAAUUUCAACACUGCCUAAGAAGGACUUAUAAACACUGUAUUGUAAAGUCGUGUUGCUAUUGUAUUUUCAUCUCCUUUUUUUGCUUUCAAUUAUUCUAACUAGCUAUAGCCUAGGGUCAAUAUCAUUGUUAUGGACGUGAGUGUGUCUGCUUGCACGUGUAAGUCUGUAAGUUAGGGAAUGUGUGUGUUUGUUUUAUUUGAAUCUAGGCUAUAGAAGAGAAGCGGUCCAAUGUUCAGAAAUGAGCAUUUGUUUUGCAAUGUGACUGGUGUAAAUAGACUGCAUUCGACACUCACCGCUUUCCCUCUGCGGUAUUCAUAUUGUGACAUUAUGUAAGAUGCAAUAGUAAUCGAAUAAAAACAAGA
Molecule: messenger RNA, 4712 nt
Organism: Oncorhynchus masou masou (cherry salmon)
Lineage: Eukaryota; Metazoa; Chordata; Actinopteri; Salmoniformes; Salmonidae
Product: homeobox protein Hox-A7-like
Exons: 2
Coding region: 2886-3629 (247 amino acids)
Biological process (GO): regulation of transcription by RNA polymerase II; anterior/posterior pattern specification
Cellular component (GO): nucleus
Molecular function (GO): DNA-binding transcription factor activity, RNA polymerase II-specific; RNA polymerase II cis-regulatory region sequence-specific DNA binding
Source: RefSeq, a predicted model, not a curated record